AUGUCGGAGACUGACGAUUUCGCUCAACUCAUGCAACAACUUCAGUCAGCGGCGGCUCCUGCCAACGUUGGAAUGAUCAAGGAGGAACUACCCGAAUCGCCACCGACGACGUCGACAACGACGACCAAUGGUUUGCUUCCAAAUGGCAAAAAGACCAAGGGACGCGUCAAGAUCAAGAUGGAAUAUAUCGGCAACAAGCUUAGAAGAUAUACUACUUUCAGCAAAAGAAAAACUGGAAUUAUGAAAAAGGCUUUCGAACUUUCAACACUAACGGGUACGCAGGUCAUGCUCCUAGUCGCCUCCGAAACGGGUCACGUCUAUACCUAUGCCACAAAGAAGCUGCAACCGAUGAUUAAUUCAGAAGCAGGAAAAGCUUUAAUUCAAACCUGCUUGAAUGCUCCAGGAGAAGGUAACGAUUUGCAACCAAGUCGAACAGAGUUCACAUUCGAAGCAGGAAAUGGAGCUGGGAAUCCAAGAAAACGCAAGAUUGCCGACGUUAUGGAACAAAACCCGAGUGCUUCGUUCCCUGCAUUUCUGCCAACUAUGGUACCUUCAACUCUUUUCUCGUCGUUCGGAGAAGACGACUACAACAACGAUGAAAGCGGCGACGAUUCGGAUUCCGAAGAGGCUGCCAGCGAAAUCAAAUAUGAUGAAGAAGGAUCGCCAAAACGCGACGAUGAGAACGUUGCGGCGAAUCUGCAGCAAACUCUCAAAGACGCUCUCAAGGCUGCUGCCAGCAACCGACAACAGCAGCAGAAACGCGCUAAAAUGCAACAGCAACAGCAAGUUCAAAAACAGACACCUGAACGAAAACCAUCGUUCCUUCCAAGUUUCCUACUUCAAGGAGGUGCGAAUGCAACCAAUCUCUUCUCUGGUGCCGCCAAACAAGGCGAUGAUGCCUCAUCGAACUCAAUGCUCACCCUUCCAAUCAACUUCCAGCAGCUCAUGGAGACCGCUGCACUCGGAGUUCAAAUCACCAAUGCCGAAUAA
Caenorhabditis bovis is the source of this 990-nucleotide messenger RNA. The record is from the annotation of a GenBank genome assembly. NCBI's taxonomy places the organism in Eukaryota, Metazoa, Nematoda, Chromadorea, Rhabditida, Rhabditidae.